This is a messenger RNA of Sphaerodactylus townsendi, 2584 nucleotides long. It is a transcript of the gene ASB16, whose product is annotated as ankyrin repeat and SOCS box containing 16. The transcript is spliced from 5 exons. Lineage: Eukaryota; Metazoa; Chordata; Lepidosauria; Squamata; Sphaerodactylidae. Gene Ontology annotation, molecular function: protein binding. The record is from RefSeq and is a predicted model, not a curated record. Gene Ontology annotation, biological process: intracellular signal transduction. Bases 49 to 1425 code for a protein of 458 amino acids.
GGCAGCUGACUUAGUGGAGAAAUCCAGGCUGCUUUCUUAUUCAGAAGCAUGUCGAAGGAAACAUUUGUGUUCACCUCUUCCACUCUGCGCUCCCUCCGUUUGCAACGGGAAAUGCUGGAAUGGGAAGAUCGGCAGCGAGCGGCAUCUCGGCAAUACGCAAGCCGGAGGUACCAGCUGGCCUCUAGGAGCCCCCUUCUGCUCCCCAAGCCGGCUCGGCGUACUCAAUAUUGCCGAGAUCCUGCCGUUCACAAUGCCCUCUACACGGGAGAUUUGCCAGGAGUCCAAAGCAUCUUUAAGGAUGAAACAACGGCCAACAUGAUUGUGGAGACAACCAAUGAGGAGCUGGUGUGGUCAGCAGAGCUAGGGCUGUGGGUAUUGACACCGCAGAAGAAACAGACCUCUCCACUGAGUAUCACAGCUGCUAGGGGUUACCGGGACUGCGUGAAACAUCUGCUGCUGCAGGGGGCCCAGGUGGAUGCUGUGGUUGGUGGGCGAGCCGCUCUUCAUGAGAGCUGUGCCAACCACCGGGCAGAAUGUACCCGCCUGCUCCUUGGCUAUGGUGCCAAUGUGAACAUCCUUUCAGAGGAAGGCCUGGCUCCACUGCAUUUGUGCUCCACUCAAGAGAGUUUGCCGUGUGCUCAGCUGCUCCUGGAGUAUGGGGCCCUGGUGAACCAGAACACAAGAGACCAUCGUGCUUCCCCAUUACAUGUGGCUGCUAAACACGGCCUAGAUGACCACAUGAAGCUCUACCUCUGCUACGGGGCUAAUAUUGCUCAUCGAAACCGAGAGGGGGAGACUGCCCUGAAUGCAGCGUGCGCUGGCGCAGACAGACCCGAGGAUGCUGGCCGCUACUACCGGGUAGUGAAGCGGUUGCUGGAUGCCGGAGCUGAUGCCCAGACUGCCGGCCGGAAGAACCACACGCCGCUGCACAAUGCUUGCAGCAACUGCCACAUCCGCAUUGUGAAGCUGUUGCUGCAGCAUGGGGCGGAGGUCAACGUGAGCAACUGCGCUGGAUACACACCUGUGAAUUGUGCCCUCCAAGCAGUGGAAGAUUACCUGGAAGGGGAGCCUGAGAAAGUCAUAGCAGCUCUGCUCGACCAUGGGGCAGCACCUAUCAAUCCCAAGAUGCUGAAGUUUUGCGCUUUGUCGCCUGAGGUUAUGGAAGUUGUUUUGAAUUCCUAUGAUCGAAUCCCGUCCUGUGACUCCUGGGUGGGAGCUGUCCCCCCUGAAUUAUGGCAGAAGCACCAGCGAUUCUACAACUCAGUCCUCCGGCUGGUGAACCAGCCUCGCCUGCUGCAACAUCUGACCCGCUGUGCCAUUCGGAAGCAGUUGGGGGUGCGGUGCCACCUGGGCGUUGCUGAACUGAAGCUUCCCUCUUCCCUGAAAGACUACUUGCGCCUCCCAUUGGAGGGCUGCCUCAAAUGAAAUGGGGAAUGGGAAGGAGACUGUGUUGUCAAAGGUUUCCACAGCCAGAAUCAACUGGCUGUUGUGGGUUUUCUGGGCUGUGUGGCUGCGGUCUGGUAGUUUUUGCUCCUAAAAUUUCGGCCACAUCUAUGACUGGCAACUUCAGAGGCAUGUCAUGGUAAGAUGUGUUUCCUUCUGUGAAAAUAAAUGCGGGCAAAAUGAUGGAAGCAAAAACUGCCAGACUAUAGCCACACAGCCCAGAAAGCCCACAACAAUCAAGGAAGGAGACUGCUAGAAAUGGAAACUGGAUAAAGGAAGCGACAGAAGGAGCAGUUUUCAGACUGGCAUGGAAAAUAGUUAUUUGGGAAGCUGCUUGAACAGGACUUGUCAUGCUGUCAGAAACUACAUGUACUCUGAAUUCGCUUUCAAAAUUUUGGAAGCCUUUAUUGAACUCUCUUAUAAGAUGCUAUUCCACACCAACAAGAAGCGGAAAGCGGCACUGAUAGAGAAUUGAGAUCUUGCGUGAAUCCCCAUAUUGCUUUAUGCACAAGGCUUGCCCCCCUCCCCCACAUCGCAGUAUUUUACCCCUACCCCAGCACUGCAAACAGAGAAGUUGCAGCUAGUGGAGACAGAAUAUGCUUUGUAGAAGAUGCUGGCGUGAGCCUCAGCUAAAUUUGGUAGGAGUUAAAAUGGGCAGAGUGAAGGACUUGAGAACAUCUUAACCAGCAGAAACAGAAUAAAAGGGGUGUUUGUUAUUUACUUAUUUAUUUAUUAUUUGGUUUUAUAUACCACCCUAUCCCCAGAGGGCUCUGGGUGGUGCACAACAUAACUUCACAGCAUAUACAGCCAGAACAGAUGGAGCAAAUAAACAAAUACAGGAUAGAAUAAAUAACACAGGCUCCAUUAACUAUAAACUAAAAACCCCAUUAAAAUACAGCGGUCAGUACAAUAAAGUGGUGACCAGCGAUAAAAUCCUCCCAAGAAAGGAGGGGGGAAUGGUGGGUCCCAUUGAUGUUAAAGGGACCCCAGGUGUAAGGAGGAUAAGAGGGGGCAUUCCAAUCAGCUGCCGGUCACUCCAAAAGCCAGGUGGAACAACUCAGUCUUACAGGCCCUGCAGAAUUCACCAAGAUCCCGCAGGGCCCAGACAGCUGAAGGAAGAGUGUUCCACCAGGCAGGGGCC